Molecule: messenger RNA, 414 nt
Organism: Peronospora matthiolae
Lineage: Eukaryota; Oomycota; Peronosporomycetes; Peronosporales; Peronosporaceae
Source: the annotation of a GenBank genome assembly
AUGAGAGGUAACUCGUCCGACGUCCGUUCACGUCGCGGUGGUUCAACAGCUGCUCAUCUAGAUAGCGCUGGCCACCGCGAGAGUCCUCUAAUGGAGAGCUUCUUUGAUCGCGUAACGCAAGGGUUACGCGACGAUCUCGAGCAUGAGCGGAAUAGGCGUCUCCAGAUGGUGGACACUGCCUCGAAGCAUCGAGCUGAGUUUGCCUUUGCUCAGAUUGAGAACGAGAGAUCUCUGACAUCUCUUCGUGACGAGCUAAGGGUAGCUCGUGGGAUUGUUGAUCGGUCUCGGGCUGAGAUAACUGCUCUUCAGACCCUUGUUGAUGCCCACCAUCAGGAGCACAAGGCUCUCUGCGAGAUGCUUGAGCGCAAGGGCGUUCUUCAUCGGAAGAAUCAGCGUACUGAUGGUAAGGCUUAA